AUGGCGGAGCUGCUUCCUCUGACUGACUCUCAGAUCCACUGCUUCUAUCCUCGCAUAUAUGCAGAAGAAGAGGAGUUCGCGUCAGAAGAGAGAGAGGAGCAGGCCGAGGAGGGAGAGGAGCAGGCAGAGGAGGGAGAGGAGCAGGCAGAGGAGGGAGACGAGCAGGCCAAGGAGGGAGAGGAGCAGGCCGAGGAGAGAGAGGAGCAGGCCGAGGAGAGAGAGGAGCAGGCCGAGGAGAGAGAGGAGCAGGCCGAGGAGAGAGAGGAGCAGGCCGAGGAGGGAGAGGAGCAGGCCGAGGAGGGAGAGGAGCAGGCAGAGAGAGAGGAGCAGGCCGGGGAGGGAGAGGAGCAGGCCAAGGAGGGAGAGGAGCAGGCCGAGGAGGGAGAGGAGAAGGCCGAGGAGAGAGAGGAGCAGGCCGAGGAGGGAGAGGAGCAGGCCGAGGAGGGAGAGGAGCAGGCAGAGAGAGAGGAGCAGGCCGGGGAGGGAGAGGAGCAGGCAGAGGCGAGAGAGGAGCAGGCCGAGGAGGGAGAGGAGCAGGCCGAGGAGGGAGAGGAGCAGGCAGAGGAGAGAGAGGAGCAGGCCGAGGAGAGAGAGGAGCAGGCCGAGGAGAGAGAGGAGCAGGCCGAGGAGGGAGAGGAGCAGGCAGAGGAGAGAGAGGAGCAGGCCGAGGAGGGAGAGGAGCAGGCCGAGGAGGGAGAGGAGCAGGCCGAGGAGGGAGAGGAGCAGGCCGAGGAGGGAGAGGAGCAGGCCGAGGAGAGAGAGGAGCAGGCCGAGGAGAGAGAGGAGCAGGUUGAGGAGGGAGAGGAGCAGGCCGAGGAGGGAGAGGAGCAGGCAGAGGCGAGAGAGGAGCAGGCCGAGGAGGGAGAGAAGCAGGCCGAGGAGGGAGAGGAGCAGGCAGAGGAGAGAGAGGAGAAGGCCGAGGAGGGAGAGAAGCAGGCCGAGGAGGGAGAGGAGCAGGCCGAGGAGGGAGAGGAGCAGGCCGAGGAGAGCGAGGAGCAGGCCGAGGAGAGAGAGGAGCAGGCCGAGGAGGGAGAGGAGCAGGCCGAGGAGGGAGAGGAGCAGGCAGAGAGAGAGGAGCAGGCCGAGGAGGGAGAGGAGCAGGCAGAGGCGAGAGAGGAGCAGGCCGAGGAGGGAGAGGAGCAGGCCGAGGAGGGAGAGAAGGAGGGCGGGCAAGACAACGCAUUUCCAUUACAGAUGAACUAA
Molecule: messenger RNA, 1203 nt
Organism: Knipowitschia caucasica
Lineage: Eukaryota; Metazoa; Chordata; Actinopteri; Gobiiformes; Gobiidae
Source: the annotation of a GenBank genome assembly